Messenger RNA from Sebastes umbrosus (honeycomb rockfish), 3018 nucleotides. Its product is annotated as spondin-1-like. The transcript has 16 exons. Bases 263 to 2677 code for a protein of 804 amino acids. Lineage: Eukaryota; Metazoa; Chordata; Actinopteri; Perciformes; Sebastidae. Gene Ontology annotation, cellular component: extracellular matrix. Gene Ontology annotation, biological process: cell adhesion. The record is from RefSeq and is a predicted model, not a curated record.
CGCUGUGCGCUCCUGACGCGCGCUCUCUCUCUCUCUCUCUCUCUCUCUUUCUCUCUCUCUGUUCAGGAUGUUCUGGUCUCCUUCUCUUCACCUUUCCCACUGCCUGUGACUGUGCCUGUGCCUGUGAGUGUGCCUGUGACGUUGCUGUGGGAGUUCCUGGUGAAGGGGCUGGACCUGCUCCUCUGUCCGCCGCUUCUCCUUCCCACUGGCUCUAUAUUGAUUGAACUACCACUGUAGGUACACGCUCGUCUCCGGGCUCACAAUGGGAAUGUAUCUCCAUCUGCUGUUUCUGCAGUACUAUUUUGUCUCGAGUUUGGUGUGCCACGCCGUCGCUUUCGUGGAGGAGCCCUCCGGAGGCAGGUCGGACGGGUACUGCGGGCGGAUCCUCCGGGCUCAGACCCAGGGGACCCGGAGGGAUGGGCACCAUGAGUUCAGGAUCCGAGUGGAGGGGGACCCGGAAGCCUACCAGCCGGGCAGCACCUACAGAGUGGUCCUCCUGGCAACCAGCCCUGCUUAUUUCAGAGGUUUCACCCUCAUCGCGCUGAAGGAGGGCAGAGAGGGCACCACGGACGACGACUACACCGGCCAGUUCCAGAACAUUGAUGAGGACGACACACAGUUCAUGACCAACUGUGCCCCUGCGGUAACAGAGAGCACACCUCGCCGACGCACCAGGAUACAGGUCUUCUGGACGGCGCCACCUUCUGGGUCCGGCUGUGUUAUACUGAAGGCCAGUAUUGUCCAGAAGAGAAUCAUUUAUUUCCAGGACGAAGGCUCUCUCACUAUUCGACUGUGUGAGAAAGAGCAUGUGUUCGGUGAAGCUACAGAGGCUCCUGUUAUGGAGUGCUGCGCCUGCGGAACAGCCAAGUACAGACUCACCUUCUUCGGCAACUGGUCAGAGAAAGUACAUCCCAAAGACUACCCAAGACGAGCCAACCACUGGUCAGCUCUGAUCGGUGCGUCUCACACCAGACGCUACGUGCUAUGGGAGUACGGAGGCUACGCCAGUGAGGGCGUCCGUCAGGUCGCUGAGUUUGGCUCCCCCAUCAAGAUGGAAGAAGAGAUUCGACAGAAGGGAGAUGAAGUGCUGACUGUCAUUAAGACUAAGGCUCAGUGGCCGGCCUGGCAGCCGCUCAACCUGCGAGCUGCUCCAUCAGCAGAGUUUUCUGUGGACCGGACCCGUCACUUGAUGUCCUUCCUCACCAUGCUCGGGCCCAGCCCAGACUGGAAUGUUGGGCUGUCAGGAGAGGAUCUCUGUACCAAGGAGUGUGGCUGGGUCCAGAGGCUGGAGACGGAGCUCAUUCCCUGGGAUGCAGGCACUGACAAUGGUGUCACAUAUGAGUCACCCAACAAGCCUACAUUUCCUCAGGAGAAGAUCCGACCCUUGACCAGUUUGGACCACCCUCAGAGCCCGUUCUAUGACCGCGAGGGAGGGGCAAUUACCCCUGUAGCCAGGGUGGUGGUGGAACGCAUCGCUAGAAAGGGGGAGCAGUGUAAUGUGGUCCCAGACACCAUAGAUGACAUCGUUGCUGAUAUUGGACAAGAGGAGAAGGAGGAAGAUGACACACCAGAGACGUGUAUCUACUCCGGCUGGUCUCCCUGGUCGGCCUGUAGCAGCGCUACGUGUGAAAAAGGCCGCAGGAUGAGGCAGAGGAUGCUGAAGGCCCAGCUGGACCUCAGCGUGCCGUGUCCCCACACUCAAGAUUUCCAGCCCUGCAUGGGACCGGGAUGCAGGAUGGAGGAGCCGUCAACGUGUAUGAUGUCAGAGUGGAUCAGCUGGUCGGCCUGCAGCGUGUCGUGUGGGAUGGGGAUGAGGUCCAGGGAGCGAUAUGUCAAACAGUAUCCUGAGGACGGCUCGCUCUGCCAGCUCCAAACCGAGGAGACGGAGAAGUGUGUCGUCAACGAUGAAUGCUCACCCAGCAGCUGUGUGGUGACUGAGUGGGCUGAGUGGGACCCCUGCAGCGUCACUUGUGGCCUGGGUAUGAGAAGACGUGAGCGCAUGGUGAAGAUGCCUCCCAUAGACGGAUCAAUGUGUAAGACCGAGGUGGCAGAAGUGGAGAAAUGCAUGAUGCCAGAAUGCCAUACCAUCCCCUGCAUGCUGUCUCCCUGGUCUGACUGGACUGAGUGCAGUGUGACGUGCGGGCGGGGCCUACGAACACGUCAGCGGAUGCUGAAGUCUGAUCCUGCCGGGUGCACUGAGGAGCUGGAGCAGACAGAGAAGUGCAUGCUGCCCGACUGCUCCGUCGACUGCAUGGUCUCUGAGUGGACAGAGUGGUCCGAGUGCAACAAGUCCUGUGGUAAAGGACACACCAUUCGAACCCGUAUGGUCAAACUGGAGCCUGAGUUUGGGGGCAGCAUUUGCCCCGAGACCAUCCAGAGGAAGAAAUGCAAGAUCAGGAAGUGCCGGACGAAAACGAAGGAGGAGAAAGGAGGUGGAGGUGGAGGUGCAGGAGGAGGAAAGAGAAGGAGACGGGGUAAACAGGGAAGAGAUGCAGCGGCCGAGGAGCAGCCAGGUUGCAGGAUGCAGCCGUGGACCAGCUGGACGGACUGUACCAAACCAUGCGGAGGGGGGAUCCAGGAGCGUUUCAUGAUGGUGAAGAAAAGAGCUAAAGGCACCGUGAUGGCCAGCUGUAAGGACCGGAAGGAGAUCCGUGCCUGUAACAUUCAUCCCUGCUAGGGGGCACUACUGAGCUACAGAGGAGGGGGGGGGGGGGGCAGCAUGUUAAAUACAUGAAAAUAUGGGUUCAUUUGAUAAAGAUGACAAUGGGGAACUUUUUGUGUACAGGGAGGUGAGAUGAGGGCGAGAUGAUGGGCUGGUUUUACACUUUGGAAACAUGAUAGGAGUUUAGGUAAGUAGAGGGGAAGAGAGGAGGAAGGAGGAAGAUGAUAAUGUUCUGUUUAGUGAAGCCAUUGUAGGCAUUUAGUUAAUAGGGCUGACAUUUACUUUAGACCACAAUGGAAAUGUUAGAGAGUCAUGUCUAUGUCCUGCAAAAAAACAAACAAGAAACAACUACGGUA